This is a messenger RNA of Lactuca saligna, 699 nucleotides long. Lineage: Eukaryota; Viridiplantae; Streptophyta; Magnoliopsida; Asterales; Asteraceae. The record is from the annotation of a GenBank genome assembly.
AAACAAAGGGAAAUGGAAUCGAAAGAUCAUUUGAACAAGUUCAAAGUCGGCUCAGUUCCGAUGUUGUACUACAUACUCGACUUCAUCUCCGAUUCUGAUAAAAAACUACUCCUAAAUCAGGAGGGAUUGUCCAUGAAAAAGGUCCUUUGCCUCAAGAUUCCCCACCAAGAUGGGCCCGCAUAUUUUCCGAUGGUGGCUAUUCUUUCAUUAGGAUCACCUGUUGUCGUGGACUUCACUCCUCAUUCAACUUUAGCAGACACUACAAGCAACAUUCAAGAAACUAGUCAUGGGAAUUUACAAAACUACCCUCCUUUCUCUAUUGCACUGAUGCCACGCAGUUUAUUGGUAUUCAAAGAUACAACAUACUCAGGUCAUGGGUGUACUUGGAUACCAGUUAUAGAGAAUUUUACAGUUCACCAUGUCUAUCGCUAUCACCUCCAUGAGACAGACUCAAUUUUAUCAUCUGUCUUAUUGUGUUCUUUUCAUUUAAAUCUAUCUGCUAUAAAAUUCAUGAUUUGUAGGAUUUAAAGAAUUUUAAUGGGUUUCAAAAAAAGAAUAUCUCAAUUACAAAAAAUAGAUGGUGGUUAAAGGUAUGUAUAGUCUCUUAACAUAGGAUUCAUAUAAAUAUGAUGUCUUUUGCCCUUAUUCAAGUUUUGGGUUUGAUGUAUAGUUCAAAUUCCUCAUUUACUGUCUUUCACA